UGUACAGCAUUGAGUAUGUAUAUAUAUACUUAUACAUUACAUACUAGCGGCGGUUGAAUGUUUUGUAAAAGUGUGUUCAAACUAGUUUAAACACGUGGUACUUACCUUCCCCCCUAUUAAUGACGUCGGAUAUGUUAUCAUAAAAGUUCACGACAUAAGUUGAUACAAGGUACAUAUCUCUCAAUUGAAUAAAUUUUCUUCUCGUAAUUAAUUCAAAUUGGUCUGUGACACGAUCGCGCUUAUAUUUGUAUCUGAUUAAAGUUUUAUUGAAGAAAAUGGAAAGUUUAAGAAGAAACUUCAGGCCACCAAAAAUGCUAUUGAAACUGUAUUCUCUGUUUAUCUUAACAUUGGAUCUUGUGACGCUAUUAUUCGGAAUAGUUUUUGCUAUCUUAGUUACAUUUUAUAGAAUGUUUAGACCUCCACCUUUGAAAAGUCUUCGUGGAGAAAUAGCAAUGGUUGUUGGCGCAGGACGUGGAGUGGGAAGAGAAUUAGCAAUUCAUUUAUGUCAGUUAGGAGUUAAUGUUGCUUGUGUAGAUAUCAAUGUUGAAAACUGUUAUGGUACCAUACUACAAACAUCUAAAGGUUUCGGAGUAACUAAAGCAUAUAUUUGUGACAUAACAGAUAAAAAUGAAGUAGCUCAUACAGUGAAUAAUAUUCAAUCAGAAUUAGGUGAAGUUACAAUGCUUUUCCAUUGCUGCAGUAUACCUAGCCCUAGAGCAUUACUUCAGGAUCCACCAGAAAUAAGGCAUACAAUUGAUUUAACAGUUAUUAGUCAUUUCUGGUUAUUGGAUGCAGUUUUACCAUGCAUGGAGCGUGUUGGCAGAGGGCAUAUAGUAGUUCUAUCAUCUGUGGCAGGGCUUUCAGGUGGUGCCACAAGAAGAAGUAGAGUCCCUUUAUCCACUGCACAGUUUGCAGUUCAAGGAUUGGCUGAAUCAUUGCAUACAGAAUUAAGACAUUCUAAUAGCAACAUCAUAAUCACUUUAGUUCACGUUUAUCCGUUUAUUGUAGGCGCUGAAGUGGCAAAAGACAUUCGCUUCAGAAUACCGAGUUACUUUGGCACGAUGCCAGCUGCAGAAGCUGCUAAACAAAUUUUGGAUGGUGUCCGUCGGAAUUAUGCGGAAUUCAGUGUACCUGGUUAUUUACUUUAUUUGGGACACAUUCUUAGGAUACUUCCAAAAAAAGCAUCAUUUAUGUUACGUGAUUUGCUAGAUACGGGCGUUGAUUUUGGAUGAUAGGUAUUUAACAUUAUUUUUACUGAAACAGAAAUCAAUCUUGAUUAUAUAAUUUAAAUAUGUAUUGUGAGAAAAGAGUUCGUAGUUUUGGCACUAAGAAAAACUUCGAGAUAUAUAAAAAUUAAUAUUUUCUUUUUUCUUUUAUAUAUAUAUAUAUAUAUAUAUAUAAAUAUAUAAAU
This is a messenger RNA of Osmia bicornis bicornis, 1411 nucleotides long. RefSeq names its product 17-beta-hydroxysteroid dehydrogenase 13-like. Bases 276 to 1232 code for a protein of 318 amino acids. The transcript has 8 exons. The record is from RefSeq and is a predicted model, not a curated record. Gene Ontology annotation, cellular component: lipid droplet. Lineage: Eukaryota; Metazoa; Arthropoda; Insecta; Hymenoptera; Megachilidae. Gene Ontology annotation, molecular function: oxidoreductase activity, acting on the CH-OH group of donors, NAD or NADP as acceptor.